Molecule: messenger RNA, 2671 nt
Organism: Condylostylus longicornis
Lineage: Eukaryota; Metazoa; Arthropoda; Insecta; Diptera; Dolichopodidae
Product: ileal sodium/bile acid cotransporter-like
Exons: 4
Coding region: 334-1635 (433 amino acids)
Cellular component (GO): membrane
Source: RefSeq, a predicted model, not a curated record
UCCAUUAUUUUAAUUGUAGGGAUUUGAUUGUGAAAAAUUGUAUUUCUUUUUGAUUGUAUUAACACCACCAAAACAAUAUUUUUUAAUUAGCUCAUAAAAAUGAAUAUAUCGAAUAUAUUGUAAAUAAUAAAUAACUAAUUUAGAAAUGAAUAAAGUUUAAAUUUUUGUAAAUUAUUAAGUGGUUUCCUAAUCUUAUCUGUAGUUACGUGACAAUAGAAACCUAAUAAGAGCAACAAAAAUUAGCUAAUAAAUUGAUUUGGAAUCUCAUUGUGCUUUUCAUAACAUAAGUUUCCUUCCAAAUUUUCAGAUACAAAGCAAUCGCAAUAUUGUAAGAUGAGAAAAUCAGUAUUUUAUUUUACGAUAUUUUUCUUGAUCGUCAACGUUGUUGGACAACAUGGACUUACGGAUCAAGAAAAAUGGAAGGUUUCUUUUAGUGAUUUAAAUAUUACUAUUCAUAUGGACGAAGAAGCACAAUCAAAAUUAAAAAUUAAUUUAUUUGAUGAGCAAUUAAAGGGAUCGAAAUUUCGGUUAAAAAGCGAAAAAACUCACAUUUCGACUGUUCCGGAUGAAUACAUUCACCUGAAUGGAUCUUCUUGGGAAGGAUAUGUUUUGGUGAAAGGCGUGUUUUUGGGGAAAACAAAAAUUUGUGUUGAAUUGAUAUUAUCAAAUAAUCAAAGCGAAAUCUCAUCAAAUUGUCAGGAUAUAAUAGUAAUAAGAAAAAUGAGAAUAAUUGAUCACGUGUUUACAGGAUCAGUUGCAUUAUUAGUUAGUUUAUUAUAUAUCAAUUUCGGAGCAGCGUUAGAUUUAAGUGUUCUCAAAGGUAUCUUGAAAAAACCUGUUGGACCGGCAAUUGGCUGUUUUUGUCAAUUUAUAUUGAUGCCUGUUAUGAGCUACGCACUUGGAUAUGCUUUAUUCGCAACCGAUAUUAAUAUGUGGUUGGGUCUGUUUUUCACAGGUGUAUCGCCAGGUGGUGGAGCAUCAAACAUGUGGACGGUUAUAUUAAAAGGAAAUAUAAAUCUCUCAAUAGUAAUGACAACUAUUAGUAAUUUGGGCGCAUUUGCAAUGAUGCCACUAUGGAUUUUUACGCUUGGUAAAACAAUAUUCGACUAUGGGGAUUUAAAAAUACCAUACGAUCGUAUAGCUACUUUUGCUGUGUCUUUGGUUGUACCUCUAUUAAUAGGAAUCGGCAUACAAAAAUUUUUACCAAGAAUUGCUCGAGUGCUUUCUCGUCUUUUACGUCCUAUCUCGGCAAUUUUAAUUAUUUUCAUUAUUAUUUUUGCUACUGUUACAAACUUAUAUUUAUUUGAAUUAUUCUCUUGGCAGAUUGUAGUAGCUGGUUUAGGUCUACCGUGGUUAACUUAUUGUUUAAGUUGGUGCGUGGCGAAAUUGCUGAAACAAAAUGAUAUAGAUUGUUUAGCAAUCGCUAUAGAAGCUGGAAUUCAAAACACUGGGAUUGCAAUUUUUAUGCUUCGUUUUUCACUCGGACAACCUGAAGCAGAUUUAACGACAGUAAUACCAGUUUCAGUUGCAAUAAUGACACCUAUACCACUUUUUCUUUUAUAUUUAGUGCAAAAGGUAAGAAGUUGCAGAAGAAAUGCGAAAGGAUUGCAAGAAAUAGAAAACGAUAAUGAAUAAAUCUAAAAUUUAAUUCGCUCUUUUAACAAAAUUUGUAGUUUUUGGAUAAGUACAAAACAUUUCUUAUGUUUUUUAAAUGCAUUUGACUAAAAAUUUAUAACAAUAUGUAUUAGGCAAUGCAAUAUAAAUGUAUACUUAAUAUUCUGGAUAAAACUACAACUUUUGUGAUAAGCCUGCAAUAUAAGCAUAAAAAUACGGUAAUUGCAGUUAUCAAUAGAAUAUAUAAAAAAGUUAUAAAGCUGGUAUAUUGAAUAUUGUAUCAUAUCAUUAAAUGUUGUUAAAUUUUCAACACAUAUUAUAAGGUUGCUAAAUUUUCUAUAGAUAUUUAUUUUAAAAACUGAAAAAUCUCACUGUAUAAUGAAAAAUUUUAAAACACAGUCAAAUAUCGAAUAGUUUUUUUGGGAAAAUUUUCUGUAAAUUUCAAAUACAUAUGUAUAUACUUUUAAUUAAAAACUAUCCAAAAUUUUUUUUCAUUAUUCAAAGAUUUCGUAUUACUAAUUUAUGUUCAUUCUCAUGUGAUAAUGUGAUUUAAAUUUCAAAUAUUAUAUAGUAAAUUUUCUUGAAUAAAAAAUGAUUUUUUAACUAUUAUUUAGUAUGCUUAGUCUAUAAACUAAAUCUGUUUUUAUCAUUAACGAUCUGACGAAAUGACGAAAUUUAUAAUUUUAAUGCUAAGAAAAAUACUUGUUAAAAACAAUUGUUAUGUAUGUAUAAUAUGUAAUGUAUCUAGAUUAUUAGUUAAGUGAUAGGCUUGAAUGUGUUGCACUUAAUAUUUGAAUUUUAAAAACCUAAAAUAUGAAUUAAAAUAAGUGAAUUUGUUUAAAAUUCCAAACGAAAUAUUUUUACAAAUAUUUAAAAUUUAUUGUUUUUCUCUUGUUUUUGUAUAUGUACAUAUAAAUUAUUUGUUGAGAUUUUUUAACUAAACUAAGGUAAAAAUAUAUAUUUUAACUUAGUCAAUAUAUUUUUUUUAUAGAUUUUGUAAAAAUCAUAAAACUUUUUAUAAGAUUUUUAUUUUAAUAAAGAAUUUUGUUUUUCGCAA